Molecule: messenger RNA, 1074 nt
Organism: Aspergillus pseudoviridinutans
Lineage: Eukaryota; Fungi; Ascomycota; Eurotiomycetes; Eurotiales; Aspergillaceae
Product: protein transporter YIF1
Exons: 3
Coding region: 1-1074 (357 amino acids)
Biological process (GO): endoplasmic reticulum to Golgi vesicle-mediated transport
Cellular component (GO): endoplasmic reticulum membrane; endoplasmic reticulum-Golgi intermediate compartment; COPII-coated ER to Golgi transport vesicle
Source: RefSeq, a predicted model, not a curated record
AUGUAUCGCCAGUCUUUCGCACCACCGCCGGCGCAGUCACCUCCACUCCACCAUCCUGUGCCUCAGCAUGUGUCUACCGUUCCCAUGAUGCGCUCGCCUCCUCCCCCAACAUCCCAGCAACCCCAGUCGUCUGGGUAUGGUAAUCCUUAUCAGCCCUCUCCUGCGCAGGGCGGCAGCGGAACAUAUGCGCCUGGUUUUAGUGGGUUCAUUAAUGAUCCCACAGCACAGAUGGGAUUCCAGGUUGGGAAGACGGCGAUGGCUGCUGGCCAGGAGUAUAUGGAACAGAACUUCAAUCGCUAUGUCUCCAUUCCGGCUCUCAAACAUUACUUCAACGUUUCGAAUUCCUACGUCCUGAAUAAGCUCGCACUCGUGCUCUUCCCCUGGCGACACAAGCCUUGGUCUCGCCAGCAAGCACGUUUAGCAACGUCGUCGGCGGGUCCUACUGGCCAGAUUGCCCAGCAACAAUACUCAUCCAUGUUCCUCCCCCCUCGUGACGAUCUGAACUCUCCAGAUAUGUACAUCCCUGUGAUGGCGCUCGUCACCUAUAUUCUGCUUUCAGCGGUGCUGGCAGGAUUCCGAGGUCAAUUCCAUCCGGAGCUACUUGGCUCGAUAACUACGACGGCUAUUGCGGUCAUAGUCUUUGAAAUACUGUGUCUCAAGUUGGCCAUGUACAUUCUCAGCAUCAACAAUGAAUCUCAGCUGUUGGACCUCGUGGCAUACUCUGGCUACAAGUUCGUUGGCAUCAUCGCAACUCUGGUUAUGUCCGAGAUCCUGACGCCAGGAAGAGGAACUGGCGGUUGGGUUGGCUGGGUUGUGUUCGUUUACACAUUCCUCGCCAAUGCGUUCUUCUUGCUCCGCUCGUUGAAGUACGUUCUACUCCCAGACUCAACCAGUGAUGCGUCCAUGCGCGCCGGUUCGAUGCAUACAGUUGCCCGUUCGCAGCGCAAUCGUCGAACUCAGUUUCUGUUCAUCUACUCUUAUGUCAUCCAAUUCAUCUUCAUGUGGGUGCUGAGUCGCGAGGGCCCAGCUACUGCUGCCUCAGCAGCUGCAAAGGGUGCCGGGUCGCUGUCAUGA